Messenger RNA from Schizophyllum commune H4-8, 2472 nucleotides. RefSeq lists its product as uncharacterized. The record is from RefSeq and is a predicted model, not a curated record. Lineage: Eukaryota; Fungi; Basidiomycota; Agaricomycetes; Agaricales; Schizophyllaceae. Bases 1 to 2472 code for a protein of 823 amino acids. The transcript has 4 exons.
AUGUACCUUCGCUUCGACUGUGAUCUAGGCGAAUGCACCCAUUACGACCUCGAGGACCUCAUCGAACAUGUGUUCGGUGACGAUGUGCUCCCUGCGCCAGCAGAGCGGAUCUACGAAACCCUGGAGGAGAUCUUGAAGCGAGAGAAUGAGGACCCUCCUGAUGAAGAGCGCGGACUGGGCACGAAGGCACGCGAGAACGUCGUCUCGGUGCUCGAUCGCAUUCUCCCCCCAUGGCAUCAACUUGGCAUACUCAUCUAUGGCGAUCAUUACAUGGACGAUAUCACUAAGAACAUGGCUGAGCGGCUGAAUGCCUUCACCGAUCGGAUACUCGAAGCGCUCAAGCUGCUCGGCGUAGACACCGAUUCUCUCCCCGUCCGGACAUGGACAUCCAUUCAGUUCGUCCCCGCGAACGAGGAAGACGAGAUCGACGAGGAGGACAACAAGUUCUUGUUACCUGACCUUGUACUGCGGGAAGGCAAGAAUCCGGUGCAGGAAUUCACCUCAGAUAAACUUUGGCCUGGCGUUCUGUCCUAUGCUUAUACCACCACGACCGCCCUCGACAUGGAGCAGAACCCACGACCGUCGGACACGAGGGCCUACCUCUCGGACGACGAACUUGCCGAGGCGACCGCCGAUGCUGACGACGGCGAGAAAUACUCUGACGAAGAGGAAGAAGACACCUGGAACCCGGAAGACGACCUCGAUGAAGAAGAGCUCAGGGAGGCCGACGAAGAGUACGAUUUCCUCCCCGAGCUGCGCGAACAGACCGAGGAUAUACCCCCACUGCUCACUGCCCUCGAGGCCGGGCAUCUCUUCUUCGAGACCCAGCCCGGGCGGCGGCAUGUCAUCGGGCUCACCUUCUCCGCGAACGCGAUGCGGUUGGUUGUGGUCGACCACGCCGGCGCGGUCACUUCGACGCGCGUGUUCCCCUGCGUCGACCCCGCGGUUUUCGUGCGCAUCUUCGUGGGGCUGUUGUUCUGCGACACGACGCACCUGGGCGUGGAUAACACGCUGAGUACCAAGAUUGACGACCAGAUGUAUGCGUCGGUCGAGGGGAAGGAGUACCAGGUGCUCGAGACGGUGUUCGCGUCGUCACGUAUUAGAGGCGCGGGCACCGUGUGCAGGCGGGUACAGCGCGAGGGCGUUGAGUAUGUCAUGAAGGACACCUGGGUCGUCGAGGGCGCUGGGAAUACCGAGGUUGAGAUCAUCCGGGAGCUCGACGGCGCGGUGGAGGGCAUUCCACGACUAGAAGCGCUGGAGAUCGUGCAGGUCGGUGGCAAGCCGGAUUCGACGGGGUUCGCGCGCGAGAACGUCACGCCACCCGAGGACGAGAAGUUUGAGGCGCCGCGGGUGCAUAAUCGUUAUGUACUGCACCCCUUCGCGACCAAGCUUGAGGAUUUCGAGAAUAAGGAGGAGCUGCUGGGGGCGUUCAGUGACAGUAUCACUGCGCAUGAGAAGCUCGUCGACAGAGGCAUACUGCACCAAGAUGUCUGGAUCACCAACAUCAUGCUGCGUCCGCGUGCGUCCCAAGACCACCUACCACACAAGAAGGAACGCCGGCGUGGACUACUCAUCGACCUCGAGAAGGCCUGUCGCAUUGGCCCCGAUGGCGAGGGCGUGCAGAAAGGCAUGCGAACGGGCACCCCACCCGGCAUGUCCAUCCGCGUCCUCGCCGACGACAGCGACACGGCCCCCCACGGCCCCGCCGACGACCUCGAGUCCUUCCUCUACUCCUUCCUCGCCAUCUGCAUCACCUGCACCGGCCCCGCAUCCUCCCCCACCAUACCCACCGCCUCCACUAUCCUCGACACGUGGGACGGCUACAAGCCCUACACCGAGCUCGCGCAAGCGAAGAUGGAGCAGAUGGGGAGCGAGGUCGCCUUUGAGCGCGUCCUCGAUGACUUCACGCCGUAUUUUCGCGACCUGAAGCCGUGUGCGAGGAAGUUGAGGGCAGUGGUAUUUGGCGAGGGUAAGGUGACGCAUGCGGGGAUGAGGAGCGUGUUUGAGGAGGCCGCAGAGGAGCUGAGGAGGCGGGCGUCGCCGCGAUUCACGAGCCCGAGGUUGUCGUUGGGGAAGACGAGGACGCCGUUUGGGAGCCCGGAGCGGAAGUUCGCGGGUAGCGACGCGGAGGGAGGCUUGCUCUCCGCCUCGAACGCUCCGAAGAGCCCCUUCGGCAGCCCGUCGCGGACGCCGCUGCCGAGCCCCAUCAAGGGCAUCUUCAGCAGCCCGAUGAAGAGCAGCCCGUUCUCCAGCCCAACGAAGAGCUCGCCGUUCCCUGCGCUCACGCCUGGGCCAAUGAGCCUGUUCGGUGGCGCGGACAAGCGGAAGCUCGACGACAGCCCUGAGUUGCCGGAGGUUCAGAAACGCCCGCGGCUGGCUGAGAGCAUCCCGCCCCUGGUGUUCGAGCCUGCGCCGGAGAUGUCGUCCAGGAGGAAGAGGACGGACAGCAUGAUGGAUGAUUCGGGGCUGUAG